AGUCCCGGCUCCGAUAGGAGGGAGUCCGACUGAGUUCCGGCGACUAUUUUUAUACACACACAACGCAAGCGUUCCUCUGAGAAUCUGAGUUCCGAUGGCCAACUCUCUGAAGAGGUUAGUAUCCUGCGUUAUCUUCGAUUUGGACGGCACACUUCUUAAUACAGAUGGUGUGGUGAGUAAUGUGUUGAGGGUUUUCUUGAGUAAAUAUGGGAAAGAAUGGGAGAGGAAGAAAGCUUUAAAAGCUGUAGGAAAGACGCCUCUGGAAGCUGCAGCUUCUAUUGUGGAGGGUUUUGGGCUUCCUUGUGGAAAGGAUGAAUUUUUGGCUGAAAUCACCCCAAUCUUCUCUGCUCAGAUUGGCAAUAUUAAAGCUCUUCCGGGUGCUAAUCGAUUACUUAAACAUUUGAGUCGUAAUGGUGUGCCCAUGGGUUUGGCAUCAAACUCCCCAAGGAAAAGCAUAGAAUCCAAAAUUUCAUAUCACCUUGGCUGGAAGGAAUCCUUUUCGGUCAUCAUUGGUGGUGAUGAAGUGACUACUGGGAAGCCAUCUCCUGAAAUAUUUCUGGAAGCGGCUAAAAGGCUGAAUAUGGAACCUUCUAGCUGCUUGGUCAUUGAAGAUUCUGUGCCUGGUGUUAUGGCUGGUAAGGCUGCUGGAAUGGAGGUGGUAGCGGUGCCAUCUGUUCCAAAACAAACUCAUCUUUUCACAGCAGCAGAUGAAGUUAUCAACUCCCUGCUUGAUUUGCAACCCGAAAAGUGGGGCUUACCUCCUUUUCAAGAUUGGGUGGAGCGUACUUUGCCUAUAGAACCUUGGUAUAUAGGGGGUCCCAUCAUUAAGGGAUUUGGUCGUGGCUCAAAAUUACUUGGCAUCCCUACAGCCAAUCUAUCAACAGAAGAUCAUUCAACUCUCCUUUCAAAAUAUCCUUCUGGGGUAUACUUUGGUUGGGCUGGAUUAUCAACACGAGGUGUUUACAAAAUGGUCAUGAGUAUUGGCUGGAACCCAUACUUCAACAACACCAAAAAGACUAUAGAGCCAUGGUUGCUUCAUGAAUUUAAUGAGGAUUUCUAUGGUGAGGAAUUGCGACUCGUUAUAAUUGGCUAUAUACGACCUGAGGCUAAUUUCCCCUCCCUUCAGAGGUUAAUAGCAAAAAUCCAUGAGGACAGAAGAAUCGCUGAGAAAGCCCUUGAUCAUCCAUUAUAUUCUAAAUACCAAAAUGAUCCCUGCAUAAAAGGCUCUCCGUCAACACAAUUGUGACAGACAGUAUUGUAUUCUCACCAUUAUAGGAUUAGUGCAAUCAAUACUAACAUGGUAGGCAUUGACGCAUUGUGCAUUAUUAUACGAUUGUGAGAAAUAAUGAAGAAAUACAAUAAUGAUUGCACUAUGGAGUUCUCCAGCUUAGAAUUUCAUACAAGGGCUAAGGAAGUGAAAUAUUAUAGCGUUUUUAGAGAUUUUGGGUUGCACUAUAGAAGUCGCAUCCAAUGCAAUUCGAAUUUAGAUGUUGUAAAUAAAUACGAAGGUGGUUU
Molecule: messenger RNA, 1515 nt
Organism: Rubroshorea leprosula
Lineage: Eukaryota; Viridiplantae; Streptophyta; Magnoliopsida; Malvales; Dipterocarpaceae
Source: the annotation of a GenBank genome assembly